Messenger RNA from Naegleria gruberi, 1260 nucleotides. RefSeq lists its product as uncharacterized. Bases 1 to 1260 code for a protein of 419 amino acids. The record is from RefSeq and is a predicted model, not a curated record. Lineage: Eukaryota; Heterolobosea; Eutetramitea; Acrasida; Naegleriidae. The transcript has a single exon.
AUGUCUCAACAACAAGUAGUAAUUCCACGUCAUUUGACUUCCAUUCAUUUGUAUGAAAUGAUUCAACCGGAAGUCUUGCAUCGAUUCUCAUCACUUCAAAACUCUAUCAAUAUCUUAUCCGAUUGUAUGAAUAAUGUGUACGGAGAGGAAUUUUCAAAGCUUGUCUAUGAUUGUGUUUAUUAUUAUGAACAAGCCUUGGUUGAGGAACAAUUAAAACUUUAUCAAAUUGUAAAGGAAAAAUUAGUUCAAUUUAAGGAUAAUAUUGAAGAAGAUCAGUGGGCAAUUGAACACUCGGUUUGUAUUGGUGAUGAUGAAGACAAAUCAACAAGUGCAACUACUUUGGAUAGAGUUAAACAUUUUGAAAAACUCUUGCAAAAGUUGGAAGAAUUACGUGAAAAAUAUGAAACUAAAUUACCUUCAAUUGGUGAUAAGACCAGAUUGAUUGAUGUUCUCGAUGAUUUGCACAGAGUAUUACUCUCAGCAGAAAAUUACAAAUCUCAAUUACUGAGUCUUUUGGAGCAAGGUAAUGAAGAAAGAGAGGAGAUUGAAAAUGUGAUUAGUCACCAUCCUCACGCUCAUUUAAAGUACAAUUCCUUUAAAACAGAUAUUGGGCAAAUUAGUGAAAAGGAAGAAAUGAUUUCUCUUUUGAAAAAUUAUGUAAAUACUCAAACCAAGGAAAGAUUGGAACAAUGGCAAAGAGAAGGUGCACUCUCUGUGGAAAGCUUUAUAGAACAUCAAAAUCUCUCUCCAAAUCAUAGUCUUCACGUUGACACAACACCUUACAAUGCAGUUUUAAAACAAUACUAUUUACUCUUCUCUGAAUUAUAUAGACAUGUUCUGGAUAUCAAUAGAUGUGUCACACUCUAUGCCAUCACGGUCUCAAAUUCUGAAAAGACAAAAAUUGUAUACAUUGGCAACACUACUGACAUUAAGAGAAACUUUAAACAAUUUGUAACAAAGAGUUCUGAAGAACAAGUGGAAAAAUCUGCAAUCAUUCCUCUGCUGAAGGUAGCAACUGAACUGCUCCAUCCAAAGUUCGAGGGUAUGACCAAGAAGAUACAUUUAUUUACUCUUGAUGAGAAGGACCAUGUUCCUCUCGAACUCGAUUCAGAUUUUCAUCACAUUCUUGAGGUUUCAACCAAGGAACUUAUUCAGGUCUUUAGUCCAGAGUUAAACGUGGCAAUAUGUGAAAAGUCUGAUCUACCAAAUCUGGUCCUUGAUGUUACUCCAUUUAGCAAACUUAACAAACAUCUCCAAUAA